AUGGAGACGUUUCAGCAACAGCUUGAGCCAGCGAGCCCGAAAAAGCGAAAGCCACACGAACCUAAAAAGUCGCGAGUAGCAGUACAUGUUCCGUCGAGACGAAAAGACUAUAUCCCCGGGAAGGGGCCAGCACUGCAGCGCAUAAGCUUGCUCCCACCACAAGACUCGACAGCUUACAUCCUCGAGAGAAUCAUACUGCCCUCGCCCGGCUUAGCUGCAGACGGAAACCCCUUGCCCAGACGAAUGACAUAUAUCGUGGCCUGGCAUGAUCUCCCUGCGGCGCAACUACUAGUUCCUGCCAUGGACAUAUUGGAAUACGUCUCCCCACGAGAGUUGGAGGAGUGGGAAUUCGCAAACACCGAGGAACAGAUGGAGCAGGAGAUCAACAAGGAACAAGAGCAGACUGGCGAUGCGCCUAAACCAAAAAGACGUGGAAGACCACCUAAACACAGCAAGAUAGAAACUGCUGUUGUUGCGGUGCCGGAUGAUGACGACAAUGCUGUACAGAGAGGUGCUAUGACGAUAGCUACGCCGACGAAGAACAGAUUAAAAGACUUUGAGGGACUAUCGGAUGAAGAUGCGACUCCAGCGGCGCAAUUGCAGUGGGAAACAACUGGCGAGACUGAUGACCAAGGAAUCUAUGAUCGAGGCGAUUCGGAUGGUUUUGGGAGUGCACACGCCGGUGCGCAAGCUGAUAAGUUUCGUGAAGCUGGACCUGCGUACCAUCAAUCGCAAAACCACACCCCUAUUGGACAAUUCGAGUCAUCUUCAUCCGAGGCGAGUUCGUCUCGGCAAAGUACACCGAAAGUAACCGCCAUCAAGUCAGCAACCAAGGGGAAGAGGAAAGCAGAUCGGCCCAAGAAGAAAACAGCAUUGGAUGGCGUAUUCAGCGGCCUACAAGGCGCAGAGUCAGCUUCUGAAUCAGUUUGGUCACCACAAGGGACAGUUACGUACUCGAAUUCAGGCGUUGAGACACCUGAUCCUGAACCAAGAACUACGACGGCAAGGCUUAUCGAGGAGGCUGCUUCAGUGCAGAAGAAGAAAAAGAAAUCCUUGAAAAAUUCAAGAUCUGAAAAGCAACCAAAGCCCGAGUCGAAGACGCCAAUGGUAUCGCAGCCGGAAGAGUCAGAGGAGCCAGAUGAACAAGAAGAGCCAGACUGGGAAGUCAAGCGCAUCGAGGGCAUGGACAUGUACGAGGCCGAAGGAGAAGGUCUCGUGCGCUACUUCAAAGUUCGCUGGGAAGGGGACUGGCCUCCAGAUCAGAACCCUACAUGGGAACCUGAAAGUAACUUGCCAGAUCAGCUUGUUCGCAGAUAUCUCAAGAACCGCAAGAGGAAACGAUCCGAGGCAGAGAAGCCCAAAAGACCAACUACCACACAACCCCCUGUGGCGUCCUCAUAUAAAUCCAGGAAAUCCAUGAAGCAGACAACAUUAUCGUGGGGUAUCACGGCGAAACAGUACAGGAGCGUCACCGAGGCCUUUGAAGGACUUGAAGAGGACGAGCUUGCUAUGCCGCAUUACGAUGAAGCGCCUAUUGAGGAGGAAGAGCGUGAUGAAGACGAGCUUUUCAUCGUGGAGGAACCACCGACCAAGAAGAGCCGGGUUAAGACGUGGGUUGGAAACGGAUUAGAUCUCUGA
This is a messenger RNA of Fusarium pseudograminearum CS3096, 1638 nucleotides long. RefSeq lists its product as uncharacterized. The transcript has a single exon. The record is from RefSeq and is a predicted model, not a curated record. The coding region runs from base 1 to 1638 and encodes 545 amino acids. NCBI's taxonomy places the organism in Eukaryota, Fungi, Ascomycota, Sordariomycetes, Hypocreales, Nectriaceae.